This is a messenger RNA of Labrus bergylta (ballan wrasse), 1495 nucleotides long. It is a transcript of the gene galr1a, whose product is annotated as galanin receptor 1a. Gene Ontology annotation, cellular component: plasma membrane. Gene Ontology annotation, molecular function: galanin receptor activity. NCBI's taxonomy places the organism in Eukaryota, Metazoa, Chordata, Actinopteri, Labriformes, Labridae. Gene Ontology annotation, biological process: negative regulation of adenylate cyclase activity; G protein-coupled receptor signaling pathway; positive regulation of cytosolic calcium ion concentration. The record is from RefSeq and is a predicted model, not a curated record.
AGGAGGACAUCUUUCCGAACAAUAUGUAACUUUUCUUUAAGAGUAGAAUUAAAGAUGGAGCCACAGGUGGAAAACACAAGUCAGCCUUUUAACAACAGCACAUUGAGGCUGCCGGGUAAACAGAUAGUCCUGGGGAUGGGUGUGGAUAACUUUGUCUCUCUCCUCAUAUUCGGACUUAUCUUCAUCCUCGGUGUGCUCGGGAACACGUUGGUGAUCACCGUGCUGGCCCGGAGCAAACCGGGACAACCACGGAGCACCACCAACAUCUUCAUCCUGAACCUGAGCGUGGCGGACCUGUCCUACCUCCUCUUCUGCAUCCCCUUCCAGUCCACCAUCUACAUGCUGCCCACAUGGGUGCUGGGAGCCUUCAUCUGCAAGUUCAUCCACUAUUUCUUCACCGUGUCCAUGCUGGUCAGUAUCUUCACUCUGUCCGCGAUGUCCGUGGACCGCUACGUGGCCAUCGUGCACGCCAGGAAAUCCUCCUCGAUCCGGGUGAGGAGGCACGCGUUGCUCGGCGUGGUCUUGAUCUGGAUCCUGUCUCUGGUGAUGGCAGCUCCGGUUGCGCACUACCAGAGCAUCGUGGAGAGGGAGGACAACAACACGUUCUGCUGGGAGGUCUGGCCGGACCACCAGAGGAAAGUCUACGUGAUGUGCACCUUCGUGUUCGGAUACCUCGUGCCCCUCUGUCUGAUUUCGAUCUGCUAUGCAAAGGUUUUAAAACAUCUGCACAAAAAGCUGAAGAAUGUCUCCAAAAAAUCUGAGCUCUCCAAAAAGAAGACAGCUCAGACGGUCCUGGUGGUGGUGGUGGUCUUCUGCCUGUCUUGGCUGCCUCACCACAUCGUCCACCUGUGGGUGGAGUUUGGGUCUUUCCCCCUGAACCAGGCGUCUUUCGUGUUCAGGAUGUUGGCUCACUGUCUGGCCUACAGCAACUCCUCCGUCAACCCAGUUAUCUACGCCUUCCUGUCGGAGAACUUCAGGAAUUCCUACAAGCAGGUUUUCAGGUGUCAUAUACCCAGGAAGUGUCCUGUGAACGACACCAGAGACCUCCGCAGCAGGGUGGAGACGGCACCGUCAACCAACAUCAGCGUGAACAUCAAAGUUCACGACCCCCAGAUCACUAAAACGCUUUGAUGUUGCAGGUCAUCAGAGCAUCAGCGUUUCAGGAUUUUGAGGCCAAUACUGUACUUACCCAGAUAUGUAAGACUUCAGAUUUUUGAGAAACAACGACAUGUACAAAUCUAUCGGUGGACAUUUAUUUAACACAGUGUGAACAAUGGUGAAUACAUUCUGCCACUAUACAGAGGUCCAUGAAACUCUAAUCACCUGCCAACACAUUUCAUCAAUAAUUACUGCCAGAAAAAUGCCAUAUUGAUGCGAUGGUCAGACUCUGAGUUUUACGAUAUGAACAUAGUAAUUGUCAUGUGAAAAUAUUAAGCUCCUCAGAAGUGCUGCUUAGGGCCCCAGGCCAGUAAGUGGCCCUCGAAGGAUGACACAU